AUGGUGUUGGCACAGUUAGGCGGGAGCAUAUCCCGUGCGAUCCAGCAGAUGAGCAAUGCCACAAUAAUCGACGAGAAGGCGCUGAACGAGUGCCUGAAUGAGAUAACCCGCGCUCUUCUCCAGGCUGAUGUCCAGUUCAAGCUCGUCCGCGACAUGCAGAGUAACAUUAAGAAGAUUGUCAACCUCGAAGAUCUCGCUGCCGGCCACAACAAGCGCAAGAUCAUCCAGCAGGCAAUAUUCAAUGAACUCUGCAAAAUGUUGGAUCCUGGGAAGCCCUCUUUCACUCCUAAGAAAGGGAAAACAAGUGUAGUCAUGUUUGUAGGUUUACAAGGAUCUGGGAAAACCACAACAUGUACAAAGUAUGCUUACUAUCAUCAGAAAAAAGGUUGGAAACCAGCAUUAGUGUGCGCUGAUACCUUCCGAGCUGGUGCUUUUGAUCAGCUGAAGCAGAAUGCCACCAAAGCCAAAAUUCCUUUCUAUGGAAGCUACAUGGAAUCCGAUCCAGUGAAAAUUGCUGUGGAAGGUGUGGAAAGAUUUAAAGAGGAAAAUUGUGAUCUUAUAAUUGUCGACACUAGUGGACGCCAUAAACAGGAGGCUGCUCUUUUUGAGGAAAUGCGUCAAGUUUCUGAAGCAACGAAACCAGACCUUGUUAUAUUUGUCAUGGAUAGCAGCAUAGGUCAAGCUGCAUUUGACCAAGCUCAAGCAUUCAAGCAAAGUGUUGCGGUUGGAGCUGUGAUUGUUACCAAAAUGGAUGGUCAUGCAAAGGGUGGUGGUGCACUUAGUGCUGUUGCUGCCACAAAGAGUCCUGUCAUUUUUAUUGGGACUGGAGAACAUAUGGAUGAGUUUGAAAUUUUUGAUGUUAAACCUUUUGUGAGUCGACUAUUGGGCAUGGGUGACUGGUCAGGAUUUAUGGACAAAAUUCAUGAAGUUGUUCCCAUGGACCAGCAGCCUGAGCUCAUGCAGAAACUUGCUGAAGGAACCUUUACUUUACGAAUUAUGUACGAGCAAUUUCAGAAUAUACUUAAGAUGGGUCCAAUUGGCCAGGUAUUCUCAAUGCUACCAGGAUUUAGUUCUGAAUUAAUGCCGAAAGGCAGCGAGAAGGAAAGCCAGUCCAAGCUUAAGCGAUACAUGACAAUGAUGGAUUCAAUGACUGAUGCUGAGUUGGAUAGUACAAAUCCAAAGAUCAUGAAUGAGUCUCGAAUUAUGCGCAUAGCACGGGGUUCUGGCCACCAGUUAAGGCAAGUAAUGGAUCUCUUGGAAGAAUAUAAGCGUCUUGCCAAGAUCUGGAGCAAAAUGAAGGGAGGAUUUAAGAUGUCAAAGAAGGGUGACAUGAACAUGAAUGCCCUGUCCCGAAAUAUGAAUGCACAGCACAUGAGCAAAGUCCUUCCUCCAAACUUAGUGAAGCAAAUCGGUGGUGUUGGGGCCUUACAAAAUUUGAUGAAGCAGAUGGGUUCUAGCAAAGAUAUGAUGGGCAUGUUUGGUGGUGGGGACAAAUGAAGUCGAGUACAGCAGCAGCCAUGGUUGGAUGUAACCUCAACUUAAACAUUGGAUCGGCAUAUAAAAGUUGAAGCCAUGAACAGUAUGCAAGAUCUUUUAUAGGCCAAUGCACAAACAUAUAAAGUGGACUCUUCAAUUGCUGUAACUCUUUAGGUGGAGAAAAGCAGCAAAAUUUCGACAGUUGAGAUGAGUUUCUGGUGGUUAAUAAUAUUUUCAUUGUUACUUGGUUUUCCAUUUGGACAUAUUAACCGGAGGGAGGGAGGGUUGUAGGGUUCAAGUUUGAAGAAUGUCGUGCAAUUGACUCGGGGCUAACUUUGCAUCUUAUGAAACAGGGUUUGGUGGUGACAUAUCAUUGCAUGAAAGGGUUGCUUUGGAGCUUAUGCUAAGCCUCCUGUCCUGUAUGAUCUUUCUAAGUUUAGGUUUGUGUUUUCUUAUGGAGUCACAAAGAAGGUAUGAGUGUGCUAGCUACUGUUGUAUUUUUCUGCUGAUAUUGUGACUAAAUAUAGAUAUAUAUAGAGUGGUCCCUUAAUCCCUGCAUAAUGUUAAAACAGCAAGAAGAGAGGUUAUCCUCUCUCUCUCUUUCAUUCGUGCA
Molecule: messenger RNA, 2089 nt
Organism: Tripterygium wilfordii
Lineage: Eukaryota; Viridiplantae; Streptophyta; Magnoliopsida; Celastrales; Celastraceae
Product: signal recognition particle 54 kDa protein 2
Exons: 9
Coding region: 1-1497 (498 amino acids)
Biological process (GO): SRP-dependent cotranslational protein targeting to membrane, translocation; SRP-dependent cotranslational protein targeting to membrane
Cellular component (GO): signal recognition particle, endoplasmic reticulum targeting; cytosol
Molecular function (GO): 7S RNA binding; ATP hydrolysis activity; endoplasmic reticulum signal sequence receptor activity
Source: RefSeq, a predicted model, not a curated record